UCCCGUUUAGUUUUACGCGAUUUUACUUGAUCAAUAAAACUACUCUGUUUAACACACCAUUUUCCGAAAAAUAAUAAUAAUAACAAUAAAAAAUGGCAGAUGAACACAUCCCUACUGGUUGGGAAAAAAGAUUAAGUCGUUCGACGGGUCAGUACUAUUAUCUUAAUAUUUAUACGAAAGAAUCGCAAUGGGAUGCCCCCACAAGUCCCGCUGAACCAGCUAAUGAAUCUGGACCAGAUAGAAUUCAAUGUUCGCAUUUAUUAGUUAAACAUAAAGAUUCGCGGAGACCUUCAUCAUGGAGGGAAGAAAAUAUCGUUAGAUCCAAAGAGGAAGCGUUAGAUAUGAUUAAAACUUAUCGAGAGCAAAUAACAAGUGGAAAAACCAAUCUUCCUGAUUUAGCUCAAAAGUAUUCCGAUUGUUCAUCAGCACGACGAGGAGGUGAUUUAGGACCGUUUGGAAGAGGGGCUAUGCAAAAGCCGUUUGAAGAUUGUGCUUUCUCUUUGAAAAUUGGGGAAUUAAGCGAUCCAGUUUUUACCGCCUCUGGAGUUCAUUUAAUUUUACGUACCAGUUAAAUUUGAUGUUUAUAAAUAACAAUAUUUAAUACAGAGUAUUUUCAUAGAUACUUUAAGCGGCUAAUCAUCAUUCUUUUUCGAAAGCCUAAACAUUUUUUAAAUGAU
Messenger RNA from Onthophagus taurus, 677 nucleotides. RefSeq names its product peptidyl-prolyl cis-trans isomerase NIMA-interacting 1. NCBI's taxonomy places the organism in Eukaryota, Metazoa, Arthropoda, Insecta, Coleoptera, Scarabaeidae. The record is from RefSeq and is a predicted model, not a curated record. Gene Ontology annotation, molecular function: peptidyl-prolyl cis-trans isomerase activity; protein binding. Gene Ontology annotation, cellular component: nucleus; cytosol.